UAAAUUCGAACUGCAAAAGAGCAGCGUUUUUUAAAAUUCAAUUGGGCAAUUUGAACUGUUUAUAGUUUUUUCGCAAUAUUGUGUCGACUGCGAACCCCUUGGUCUGCUUGGCUUCGGUUGUACAAACAUCUGAAUCUGUUUUACUUGUCAUAUCAUUGCAAUUGAAACAAACCCAAACAAGCCUUCUUCCCCAAUUGGAGUAGCAAGAGGCACAUAAUCUGUAAGCAUGGAUGCACAGGUCGGAGCUGAGUAUAUAAGUGCUAAAAGGAGAAGAUUAGAUGUGAACAAAGAUCUACUCAAGGAUAAGCUUGCAUCAGUGGCUGGGCAGCUGGGACGAGAAGUACACGUUUUUGUUAGUCCAGUGGCUGGAAAUUCGAAUGGCCCAAAACAAAUUCCUGAUGAGCCAGAUGAGUUUUAUGAGUUUACUAAUGAGGACUAUUUUUGUUUGAUGGCAAGCAAGAAAGAAGAUAACAUUUUGAAGACUAAAAAACUGCGAGAUGCAGAAAAGGCUGCCCGCAGAACAAAUUUUAGUAAGACAGUAAUAAGGGUUCAAUUUCCCGACAAUUAUAUAAUAGAGGCUGAUUUUGAGCCAUCAGAAUCCAUCUCAACAUUGAUGGAUUUUUUGAGAAAGGUCAUUGCACAACCAGAGUUACCAUUUUAUAUUUACACAACACCCCCAAAGAAAAGAAUCACUGAUUUGAUGAAGGAUUUCUAUUCUUCUAAUCUUGUACCUCGUGCACUUGUGCGUUUUCAAUAUGAUGUACCAGAAGAGGAAGACAAGGUUCCCUUUCUUCGUGAUGAUAUUGCAGCUUUGUGUGAUCUGCAUUUGUUUGUUGGACAAAAGGAAGAACAAAAACCAGCUGACCCUUCCCUUACUGUGGAGCCUCCAGCACAAGUUUUGGAUAACAAGCCUGCUGUUAAAAAAGCUGUAAAGCCAAAGUGGUUGAAAAUGUAAUAUAAUGAAAGUCUAUAUACUAUUUGCAAAAACAAAAAUGAAAUUGGCAAAUUUCUUUAGACUCGUAUAAUUAUUAUGUAUAGAGUAGGCUGUUCUAGAUACGACAAAAUAUUUAAGCUAUACGCCAUAAGGACUCCAAAUAUUUGUCAUGCCAUGUUCGUAUUAAGUAUAGAAAUACGAGAAGGCAUGUCUCAAAUAAAAUAAUUACUUUCCCCAUAUUAACGCCUCAUAUUUUUAAAGACAUGUAAGUUGUAACCAAAGUGGACAUGGUUGCCAGUUGUAUGAAAUAUACGAUUAGAAGAUGACAGAAUUAAUUUAAGACAAUUCUUUA
Cryptomeria japonica (Japanese cedar) is the source of this 1286-nucleotide messenger RNA. Its product is annotated as plant UBX domain-containing protein 1. Lineage: Eukaryota; Viridiplantae; Streptophyta; Pinopsida; Cupressales; Cupressaceae. The record is from RefSeq and is a predicted model, not a curated record. Gene Ontology annotation, molecular function: ATPase binding. The transcript is spliced from 8 exons. Gene Ontology annotation, biological process: protein-containing complex disassembly. The coding region runs from base 227 to 955 and encodes 242 amino acids.